Messenger RNA from Punica granatum (pomegranate), 1610 nucleotides. Lineage: Eukaryota; Viridiplantae; Streptophyta; Magnoliopsida; Myrtales; Lythraceae. The record is from RefSeq and is a predicted model, not a curated record.
GCGGUGGCGGUGCGUCACGGACUGACUCUGAAGAAGAAUAGUAACAACGCGCGUCUACGUGUCUCAACAAAUUCCAUGCAGAGCUACGUAGCAAAGAUAUAAUUAAGCAGUGGAGGAGCGCUAGCUAGCAAAUUAUAAGCUCAGCACAGCAGCGAGCCAUGGAAAUCAUCCACAAGUUCCUCAACCUAGUAGCUCCACCCUUCACUUUCUUCUCCCUCUGCUUUCUUCUCCCCCCCUUGUACACCUUCAGGUUCUUCCUCUUUGCUCUCACCUCCAUUAUCAGCGAAGACCUUGCCGGCAAGGUCGUCCUCAUCACCGGCGCCUCCUCUGGCAUCGGAGAGUACCUGGCAUACGAGUAUGCGAGAAGAGGGGCUUGCUUGGCACUGGUGGCACGUAGAGAAGCCUCGCUCCGGGAAGUGGCAGACAGGGCACACGACUUUGGGGCUCCCGAUGUGGCUGUGAUACCGGCCGAUGUGUCGAAGGUAGAUGACUGCAAGCGACUUGUUAAUGAGACCAUCAAUCACUAUGGUAGAUUGGACCACCUGGUCAAUAAUGCUGGGAUUCAUUCCAUCUGCAAGUUUGAAGAUGUUACUGAUGUCAUUACCUUCAGAGCCGUCAUGGACACCAACUACUGGGGAUCCGUUUACACAACACGUUUUGCAGUUCCAUACCUAAGAAACAGUAGGGGCAAGAUCGUAGUCCUGUCGUCCUCCGCUUCUUGGUUGCCUGCACCGAGGACGAGCUUCUACAAUGCGAGCAAAGCAGCCCUUUCGAGUAUGUUUGAGACAUUGAGGGUCGAACUAGGGCCUGAGAUCGGAAUAACAAUAGUCACGCCGGGGUUUAUAGAGUCUGAGCUGACUCGGGGCAAGUACUGGUCCAGGGAAGGCAAGCUGGAGGUGGAUCGAGAUAUGCGAGAUGUUCUAGUGGGGAUGAUGCCGGUGGGACUGGCGGAGGGGUGUGCCAAGUCGAUCGUGAACAGUGCCUGCAGGGGCGACAGGUACUUGACAGAGCCAAGCUGGUUCAAGGCAACGUACCUGUGGAAGGUGUUCUGCCCUGAACUGGUCGAGUGGUCCUACCGGAUGAUGUUCCUCGCGAGUCCUGGGGCUCCACCAACCGAGGCACCCUCCAAGAAGAUGGUGGAUCUCCUUGGAGCCAAGAAGUUGCUCUAUCCAGGCACCAUUCAGACACCUGAGGUUAAGACUGACUGACAGUAGUUGGCACUGGGACUGGAGCAAUGCAUUGCAUGCCCAUCGGAUCAUCUGUUUUGAGUGUGUUCACAUCCCAGCCUCACAUCACGGUGAAACCAAAGCUUUAAUUUUAAAGCAAGUCUCCGGAUUCCUCCUCCAUGUAUGCCAUGGGAGGACGGCUUUCCUCAACAAAAAGGAAAAUAAUUUUUUUUAAAAAAAAAAGAGUAUAUAAAGUGUAUCUAUCCACUAUAGUUACGUAGCUUAAGUCACUGGUGUCAGGGUACGUAGUCCUGUGAAGGGAAGGACGUGUUUGAUCUUCCUUUUUUUUCUUUUUUCUUUUUUUGUUCAUCUUGCUGCUUAUAUAUGUCGUGUAAAUAAAACCUUCAUCAAUGAUAUGCUUAUGAUACAAGGGGUUGCGUUUAA